This is a messenger RNA of Xenia sp. Carnegie-2017, 1812 nucleotides long. RefSeq names its product T-complex protein 1 subunit beta-like. Gene Ontology annotation, molecular function: ATP hydrolysis activity; ATP-dependent protein folding chaperone; ATP binding. The record is from RefSeq and is a predicted model, not a curated record. Gene Ontology annotation, biological process: protein folding. Lineage: Eukaryota; Metazoa; Cnidaria; Anthozoa; Malacalcyonacea; Xeniidae. Gene Ontology annotation, cellular component: cytosol; chaperonin-containing T-complex.
GUAGCACAUGUGCCAUUAUGUUCAUACUUCAAAUUGCCAUCAUUAAUUGAUAUUGUGGGUAUUGUAUAAAACGAAAAACCAAGAAGAUACGAAUCUACUGAAAUUAUGGUUUCCUUGAAUCCCGUACAAAUAUUUAAAGCUGGAGCGGACGAAGAGAAAGCCGAGACUGCACGAUUGUCAUCCUUUGUUGGUGCUAUCGCUAUUGGUGAUCUGGUCAAAAGCACCCUUGGUCCAAAAGGCAUGGAUAAGAUCUUGCAAUCUCUUGGGAGAAGUGAUAUUCAAGUGACUAAUGAUGGUGCCACAAUCUUAAAAUCCAUCAAUAUUGACAACCCAGCUGCCAAAGUAUUAGUUGAUAUUUCCAAGGUGCAAGAUGAUGAAGUUGGUGAUGGAACUACCAGUGUAGUUGUUUUGGCCAGUGAGCUUUUGAGGGAAGCAGAGAAGCUGAUAGCUUCUAAGAUUCAUCCACAGACAAUAAUAAUGGGUUGGCGUAAAGCUGUCAAGGUUGCUCAAGCAGCCUUGGAGUAUUCAGCUGUGGAUCAUGGCCAAGAUGAUGCAAAGUUUCACGAAGAUUUAAUGAACAUAGCAAAGACAACAUUAAGCUCAAAAAUUUUAGUCCAUCAGAAAAAUCAUUUUGCAAAACUUGCUGUUGAUGCUGUUCUAAGGCUGAAGGGAAGUGGAAAGUUAGAGGCUAUACAAGUCAUAAAGAAACUAGGUGGAAAUCUUGCCGACUCUUACCUUGAUGAAGGUUUUCUUUUGGAUAAGAAAAUUGGUGUUAAUCAACCCAAGCGAAAAGAAAAAGUGAAGAUAUUAGUUGCCAACACUUCCAUGGAUGCUGAUAAAAUAAAGGUUUUCGGUUCUAGAGUAAGGGUUGAUUCCACUAAAAUUGCUGAGUUAGAAUUGGCAGAAAAGGAAAAAAUGAAAGAUAAAGUGGAGAGUAUCUUAAAGCACAAUAUAGAUUGUUUUAUUAAUAGACAACUUAUAUACAACUAUCCUGAGCAAUUGUUUGCUGAUGCUGGAGUGAUGGCAAUAGAGCAUGCCGAUUUUGAAGGUGUGGAAAGAUUGGCACUUGUCUUAGGUGCCGAGAUUGUGUCAACAUUCAGUAAACCUGAACUUGUUAAACUUGGUCAUUGUGACUUGAUAGAAGAGGUCAUGAUUGGUGAAGACCAGUUGAUUCACUUUUCUGGAUGCGCUCUAAACGAGGCUUGUACUAUAAUUAUACGUGGUGCUACUCAACAAAUAUUAGAAGAAGCUGAACGUUCCCUUCAUGAUGCCUUGUGUGUACUCACACAGACCGUUAAAGAAACACGAACUGUCUUUGGUGGAGGUGCAUCUGAAUUGCUUAUGGCUAAAGCCGUUGGUCAUUUGGCUUCAAAGACACCCGGUAAAGAAUCAAGAGCCAUCGAGAGUUUUGCAAAUGCACUUCGACAAAUUCCCACAAUUAUCGCUGAUAACGCCGGAUAUGAUAGUGCGCAACUCCUUUCUCAACUGAGGGCAAAACAUAGCGAUGGUGAAAGUCGUUAUGGUUUAGAUAUGCGAACUGGCGUCAUUGGAAGCAUGGUAGAGUUAGGUAUUACAGAAUCAUUCAAAGUCAAACAACAAGUGUUAUUAUCAGCAGCUGAGGCAGCAGAAAUGAUAUUACGUGUAGAUGAUAUAAUAAAGGCCGCUCCACGACAACGAAAUCCUCGUGAAGAUUAUUGCGGUUGAGUGGAGAUGUCUGCUAAUCAGACGUGGUUUGUUUACACAAACAUAUUUAAUGGUAUUGUAGUUUGGAGAUGGUAAAAAAUUGUGUUAAAUUAAAAAUUUUAUUUCAAA